AUGUUUGCCAUAGAAGAAAUCAACAGGAACCCAAAUCUCUUACCCAACAUUUCUUUAGGAUUUCACAUCUACAAUGCUUAUCACAAUGAUGACAGGACCUUGGAGAGUUCCCUCAUGUGGCUGUCAGGCCAGGGACAGACCAUUCCAAAUUACAGCUGUGAGAGGCAGAGAAAGUCUGUAGUGGUCAUUGGAGGAUCCACUUCUGAAAUGACUUUCUGCAUGGGAACUCUACUGGAGCUCUACAAUCUCCCACAGAUCAGCUAUGGUCUCUUUGAUCCACUCAUAAGUGACCCACUUCAGUUUCCUUCUGUUUAUCAGAUGGCCCCCAGUGACACCUCUCUUCCCUUUGGCAUGGUCAGGUUAAUGCUGCAUUUCAAAUGGACUUGGGUGGGUCUUGUUGUCUCAGAUGAUUCAAGAGGUGAGAAAUUCCUCAGGGACCUUCAAGAAGAAAUGGCCAGAAAUGAUGUCUGUGUGGCCUUUAUAGAAAAGAUCACUGCUAGAAAGUCAUCAAAUAAAGAUUUAUAUCAAUAUUUUGUAGUCAGCAUACAUGUUUCUGCAGCAAAUGUGUUUGUCAUUUAUGGAGAUACAAAUUCACUUCUGAGUCUGGUGUUUAUGGAAAACCAUAAAGAAAAGGGGAUCAUCAUACUGGAUAUUACAAAACCUGGAAUUUAUUUUGAUAAUUUCCAUGGGGCUCUGAUAUUUUCAGAUGACAAGAAGAUUCUGGGUUAAAGAUUUUCUGAAACUGUUAAACCUGCCAGACACCGGGAUAUUUUCCUUGCUUUUGAACUAGCUUUGGAUGCCCUUGACAUGGAAGGAAGAGAGGGAGUCUGUUCACCAAAUGAUCUUUUAGAUACCCUUGAGUUUGGUCUUUAGAAAACAUUAUGUCUGAAGAGUUAACGUUACACUGGUUUGUAUGCUGUGGCCUGGGCCUUCAUGGAUGUUCUAGGAGAUCACAAAUGGAAUUAGAUAGAUGGAGACAACAAUGUUUUCCUCCCAGAAGGUAAGCUCCAUUUCUUUCUGAAGAACCUUCAGUUUAACAAUAGUGCUGGGAAGCUGGUGGUCCUGGAUAAGAAGAGGAACUCUGUGGCAAACUAUGAUGUUCUCAACUAUGUGACCUUUAGCAACGAUACUGAAGUCUUGAUAAAAGUGGGAGAGUUUAUACCUCAAGCUCCACUUGGCCAAGAUUUAAAAAUCCAAGAACAUGCCAUUACGUGGUCCACGUGGAAUGAAAAAUUUCCUCAGUCCAGAUGCAGUAAAGUCUGUGGUCCUGGAUUCCAGCAGAAAGCCCAGGAGGGAAGGCCUGUCUGCUGUUUUAACUGUGACCCCUGCCCAGACAUGCACAUUUCCAACCAGACAGAUGCCGAUCAGUGUGUGAAAUGCCCUGAAGAUCAAUAUCCCAAUCAGGAAAGGAAUCAGUGCCUCCCAAAAAUGAUGACCUUCCUGGACUAUGAAGAUCCCAUUGGGAUGGCUUUGACUUCUAUAGCUGCUUGCUUGUCUCUCCUCACAGCUCUGGUUCUCUGGGUCUUUGUGAGGUACAAAAACACCCCCAUUGUCAGAGCCAAUAACCGGGAUCUCAGCUACAUCCUCCUCAUCUCUCUUUUCUUCUGCUUCCUCUGUUCUUUGCUCUUCAUUGGUCACCCAACAGCAGCCCAUUGCCUUUUCCGACAAACAACCUUUGGAGUCAUGUUCACGGUGGCCGUCUCCACUAUUUUGGCCAAAACCGUCAUUGUGGUUCUGGCCUUCAGAGCCACCAGACCAGGUAGCAGGAGCAGGAAAUGGAUGGGAAACAGAGCCCCCAUUUCUGUUGUUCUCUUUUGCACCUUGAUUCAAGUCAUACUCUGUGCAAUAUGGCUGCUGCUCUCUCCCCCAUUCCCAGAGGCAGACACACACUCUGACCAUGAGCACAUUGUCCUGGGGUGUAAUGAGGGCUCCCUCAUUGCUUUCUAUUUUGUCCUGAGCUACAUGGGAGUCUUGGCCCUGGCGAGCUUUGCCGUAGCCUUUUUUGUCAGAAAUCUCCCUGACACUUUCAAUGAAGCCAAGUUCAUCACCUUCAGCAUGCUGGUGUUCUGCAGCGUCUGGAUCACCUUCCUCCCCACCUACCAGAGCACCAAGGGGAAGAUGAUGGUAGUUGUGGAGAUCUUCUCCAUCUUAAGCUCCAGUACUGGCUUGCUAGCCUGCAUCUUUAUUCCCAAAUGCUAUGUGAUCCUCCUGCAGCCCCACAGGAAUAUCAAGAAAUCUUUAAAGAAUAAUAUUAAGGCUUGA
Molecule: messenger RNA, 2262 nt
Organism: Sarcophilus harrisii (Tasmanian devil)
Lineage: Eukaryota; Metazoa; Chordata; Mammalia; Dasyuromorphia; Dasyuridae
Product: vomeronasal type-2 receptor 26-like
Biological process (GO): G protein-coupled receptor signaling pathway
Cellular component (GO): membrane
Molecular function (GO): G protein-coupled receptor activity
Source: RefSeq, a predicted model, not a curated record